Aphanomyces astaci is the source of this 1715-nucleotide messenger RNA. RefSeq names its product Atypical/ABC1/ABC1-C protein kinase, variant. Bases 384 to 1601 code for a protein of 405 amino acids. The transcript is spliced from 3 exons. Gene Ontology annotation, biological process: protein phosphorylation. The record is from RefSeq and is a predicted model, not a curated record. Gene Ontology annotation, molecular function: ATP binding; protein kinase activity. Lineage: Eukaryota; Oomycota; Saprolegniomycetes; Saprolegniales; Verrucalvaceae.
UUGCUGCCGUGCAGCAUCGCGUCACGACACCGACAAUGCUGGCCCUUCGUCCGAUGUUACGGGCGGGUGUUGCUGGCAUGUCCAAGCACCACGUGCGUCUUCUUAUCGGUGGAUCAGCCAUCUUGACGUACUCCAUUCACAGCUCGCCAUCGCGUUCUCUCAUCAUGGUCAACAGCGAAAACAGGCGAUCGUCGUCGGAGCAGGCGACGACCAUCAAGUUCUCUGGUGGCGAUUCCAACAUCGUUUCCGUGACGAUGGUUCGAUCGUCCUGUCUACACCUUGUUCACAAGCUCAUGCGUAUGUAGGUGCGCAAGUCGCUGUGGCAGCGCAUCGCGAGCAUCCUGCGCCUCUUGUACCAUUGUGGUCGACUGGUCCUCCUUGGCAUGCCGCUGCUUGUGACGUACCCCGUCGCCCGCAUCGCGGACAGGGAUGUCGCGCAUUGGUGGUGGCACCUGGCGCUGACCACUGGCAAGCAUUCGAGUCCCGCGAUCAUCAAGUUCCUGCAAUGGGCCAGCACCCGCCGCGAUAUGUUUUCCCCUCGCUUCUGCAACACCUUCCAGCAAUUCCACGCCAACUGCGAAGUCCAUUCGUGGAGCCACACGCUCGAGCGAUUGGUCGACGCGUUCGGCCCUUCGUGGUCGACACACAUGCAGUUGGACCCUGACCCCAUCGGGUCGGGCGUGAUCGCCCAGGUGUACCAAGGGCGGUGGAUAGCUACGAACGAAAAGAUCGCCGUCAAAGUGAUUCACCCGUCAGUUCAAGAGUCAGUGGCUUUGGAUUUGGACCUCCUUUGGGUCGUCGCGGGCUGGGUCGACUACUUUCUUCCGAACCUGUCGGCCAGGGUGGGGAUGGCGUCGUUCGCCGAGGUGAUGACAAGUCAGCUCGACCUUCGGGUGGAAGCAGCCAACCUGUUGCGAUUUCAAAGCAACUUUGCGACAACUCCAAACGUGACCUUCCCCACGCCCAUGCCCGAAUUCGUCACAUCGUCGGUGUUGGUGGAGAGCUUUGUGGACGGCGAGCACAUCAACACUGCCGUCGACGCGUCUUCGGCCACCUGCGACCGACGGCAGCUGGCGGCCACAACCGUCGACACGUUCCUUCGCAUGCUCUUCCUGCACAACUUUGCCCACGGAGACAUCCAUCCUGGCAACAUCCUCGUGACUCGGAAUGGCGCCGCCGGCAUUGCGUUGCUGGAUGCUGGCAUUGUGAAUACGCUCAGGCCGACCGAUUUCGACGACUUUGUCGAGCUGUUUCACCAUAUUGCGUCCAAGGACGGCGUUGCGGCCGGCAAAAUGCUGCUCGAGAAGAGUCCGCGCCACCACUGCACCGACCAACCCGCGUUUACGUCGGCGAUCGCGGCCAUUGUGGACCGAGCCACGAAAAACUUGAGUCUCCGCGAGGUGCCCGUGGGCGAAUUACUCCAAGACGUGUUGGAGGUGUGCCAACGCCACCACGUGGCGCUGCAAGGCCGCUUUGUGUCGGUGGUGGUGUCGAUUGGGGUGUUGGAAGGCGUCGGGCGGCUGUUGGACCCCGAGCUCGACAUUUUGAAGAUCGCGUUGCCCAUCUUGAUCCAAGCCAAGUUCCAGCAGCGGCUACAGUAAGGUUAAUACUACUGUAGCAGUACAGUGCAGGCCUCAUAACAGGUGCGAAAUCCCAGUUUUAACAAAAAUAAGCUAAAAUUGGGAUUUCGCCGAAAAAACUCACUAUUUCUGGGA